UGCAAUCUUCCUUGGAGCAUUUUGGCACCAACUUGCAUUCACAGCACAUGAUGCAGGACAUAGUGGUAUAACACACAACCUAGUUAUUGAUAAUCUGAUCGGCGUGUUCAUUUCAUCAUUUUGUGGUGGUUUGAGUAUUGGAUGGUGGAAAAGAAGUCAUUAUGUUCAUCAUAUUGUAACAAAUCAUCCUGAACACGAUCCUGACAUUCAACAUAUACCAUUUUUUGCUGUUACAACAAAACUAUUUGGAGGUUUAUAUUCAACUUUUUAUAAAAGGAAAAUGGAAUUUGAUCCAAUAGCAAAACUUCUGAUCUCUUAUCAACAUUUUACCUAUUACCUAAUCUUGUGUUUUGGUAGAUUUAAUCUUUAUUUCCUGUCAGUCAAUUUCCUGAUAAAUGAAGAAAAUGUUCUAUUUAGAAAUUUGGAAAUAUGUGGCAUGAUAACAUUCUGGUCAUGGUACCUAUUCAUGUUAUCUUUUCUACCAAAUAUUUAUAUAGGAAUAAUCUACAUCUUAAUAUCUCAUAGUGUAACAAUGUUGUUGCAUGUACAAAUCACAUUAUCACAUUUUGGUAUGUGCACAAAAGAUUUUGGUGCCAAUGAAUCAUUCUCAAGAAAAAUGUUACGCACAACUAUGGAUGUUGAUUGUCCUUGGUGGAUGGAUUGGUUUCAUGGUGGCUUGCAAUUCCAAGCUGUACACCAUCUUUUUCCAAGAAUACCAAGACACAAUCUUAGAAAAUGUCAACCAUUGGUGAUGCAAUUUUGUCAAGAAGCCAACCUCCAAUAUCAUCUAUAUGGUUUUGUUAAAGGUAAUAGAUUAGUCCUUGGCGCACUUAGAGAUGUUGCCAAUCAAGUUAAAUUAUUAGGAAAAGUUGCAAAAUCGCAUGUUGAUAGACACAACAUGGUGAAAAAUGAGUAA
Entrophospora candida is the source of this 916-nucleotide messenger RNA. The record is from the annotation of a GenBank genome assembly. NCBI's taxonomy places the organism in Eukaryota, Fungi, Glomeromycota, Glomeromycetes, Entrophosporales, Entrophosporaceae.